Ruditapes philippinarum (Manila clam) is the source of this 1490-nucleotide messenger RNA. RefSeq lists its product as uncharacterized. NCBI's taxonomy places the organism in Eukaryota, Metazoa, Mollusca, Bivalvia, Venerida, Veneridae. The record is from RefSeq and is a predicted model, not a curated record. The coding region runs from base 169 to 1464 and encodes 431 amino acids. The transcript is spliced from 13 exons.
AUACACAAGUCAUGUACAAUUUAAUAUAGAUAAGGAUUUGAAAUGGUCAUGAUUAAAGAUAAGUAAUCAGUUUAUAGUUGGAGAUACGGACGAAAUUUUCUACAUAUAUAUUAGGUGACAGUAACUCAAGAUUAGUAUCUACUUGCAAUCAUCUACAGGACAAUAUAUAUGGACAAUUCUUCAAUCUACAGUUGCCUGGGACUGGUGUUGUCUAUAACAACAAUUGAGGCCCUUCUAUGUAUGUCAUGUGACAACGUGGCCGACCCAAGGUUGUGUAGUCGGCUUUUGACAUGCAGUUCUAAUGAGAUGUGUUAUGUUCAACAUAAACUUGGGACGAAUGGUAAUCAAUUCUACAAACUCGGCUGUGUUGAUAGAAAUGUCUGCCUCGGAAGCCAGACUUCUGUGAUUCCUGUUGGCAGAAGAAACACAUAUAAUAGUUCAUCUGGCCUAAUCGAUUCAAAUGAAAUACAGUCAAGUGGAAAAAUGACACGUGCAUCGAAUGAUGGUUUUCAUCUAUGCACACAGUGUUGUGAUAAAGCGGAUGGUUGCAACAAAGAUCUUUGCACCUCACAUCCAGCAACAAAUCUAAGAUGUCUGUCCUGUGCAGGUGAGAACGAUCCAAAAAAUUGUCAACAAAUAAAAGAAUGUGGUAGGGAUCAGUUUUGUUAUGUACACAAGGGACUAAAUCCGAACAUUGCCACUUACAGCGUUCAGUAUGACUUUGGAUGUAUGGGGUCCUUGCAAUGUCGAGCAUUCAAGAAUGUGUUCUCAUCUUCGUGUGUAGCUUGUUGUAAUGACACUGACCUUUGUAAUUAUGAUGCCUGUGAUCACUGGUCACCAAAUACUCCGGGAGCAGCUAAACUCGUAACAUCAUCGGCGCCACGAACGACGGUGCCGAAACUUGACGUACAUAUAAAUGGACCCGAUAAAGGUCACUUCUUGAAGGAAACACAGUUUGCUUGUGUCACAAACCCUGCUGCUGAUUCAUAUAGGUGGAAAUUCAACGGGACAUUUUCUAUGCCGAUGGGUGUUACCGAGCAGCUUAUAUCUGGACAAACGGGAGGAGGGUCUGGUUUAGAUAUUCUACAUAUUAAAAACUUGACAGAGUCAACAUUUGGAACGUACACAUGUGCGGCAACACUCAACGGAUAUACAGCAGAACAAUCUCAUUUUAUCGGAAUACUUGCAGCGAAGCCCACUGUGAACAUCAUUAAACAACCGGUAUCUUCAAGUUUUGCUAUACAAUGUCAAGUAACUGGAUAUCCUGCUCCACAUAUACAAUGGGACUUUGUUCCUAAAUCGCCUAUUAGCCAUGGUAUCCCUCCAGGUGUCCAGUUUCGAGAGGAGGCCUAUAAAUCGACACUGGAUGUGUCGCAUUACAACCCUGUAGACCAUGAUGGCAGCUGGUAUUGUAAGGCAACCAACACAGCAGGAAGCACGGUGUCUGAAGUACACAUUCCCUAGGUGUAGAUUUUAUACUUCCUCUCCUG